Molecule: messenger RNA, 2058 nt
Organism: Lindgomyces ingoldianus
Lineage: Eukaryota; Fungi; Ascomycota; Dothideomycetes; Pleosporales; Lindgomycetaceae
Exons: 25
Coding region: 1-2058 (685 amino acids)
Source: RefSeq, a predicted model, not a curated record
AUGGUUAACUAUAUUUGCACAGAUGCGAUAGAAUACGAAGCAGAAUUCAUAUUGGAAGAGCGGGAGAUGACUUCCAGGAGCACGAAAGUGGGAUUGCAGAUACAGCUUGAGCUUGAGCUUUCAUUGAUACAAGAGUGGCUCAGUGGGCUUUAUAUUGAUCGUUUUGGUGAAUCAUAUACCAUGAAGAGUACGUUCAAUGGAGGGUGGCACCUAGGCAGCUAUCAGAAAACAGGUGUGGGAGCCAAGAACAUCGCCACCGCUACCCACCUCCCCCUUGUCAUUAUCAAACACUCCUUCCCUAUAUUGACACCCGAACCAUAUUUCUGUCUACCCGAAUUGAAUAUCGACUCAAGUUUUCCAUCUUUUCAAGUUCGAAUCGGAACCCUAGAUCAACUUCAAAGAAGACCAUUAUUCACCGUUGUCGGCGGUAUCUUCACUAAUUGGUCCUGGUCGAGUACCAAUCCCGCGUUUUCUACGCGGAUUGAAGUGUACGAGUGUAUGAAAGCCCAGCCUGCGUGUCCUCUCGCUUUGAAAGGCCCGCAAAGGCAUAGGCAGUUCAAGAAUCACGCAAGGGGUCGCGAAAUUCUCUCAAUCUCGAGCAAUGCAUUCUCCUCCUCAUUCGUGUCUUCGUAUUGUCGGCCCGAGGGCUCAUCGAACUUAUCGUCCCGUACUAUUGUAUACUCACAUAAUACCUCAUACCCUCCAUCACAAUACAUCACUUCUUUCAUAAUUCAUGCCCCGCAGGGCUACAGAUAUAUAUACCCUGAGCUUACACUGCAUGACUGCCUUGGGAGAAUGCUAAAGGCGCAAAAUUUUGAGCCCCCUACUACAGGUAACCUGAGGGCUACAAGAAUGCGUUGCCUUGAAUGGGCUAAAGUUAUCACAACUAGUGAUACGAUACUGAGCCUCUUCAUGUCGGUUUUCUUCACUGAAAAGUCGUUACUCGCAAGCUCUUGUGAACUCUCGAGGCACUUCAAUUGCGAAAUUCACACAAUACUCUCCGGGACUCGAUCUCUACCAACAACUUCGUCGCCAAAGAGUUACAACGUCCAAUUACGUUCGAGACGGGCACUGCCGAAUAUAGUACAUUUGAGUAAAGACGCCCCCACCCCCUUUUUUUUUCUUUUUGAAGAACGCCGGACUCCUCUUCCAUACAUACACUGCCAAUUGUCAUGCUCUGGGGCGGGGUGGUGUGAUUUCGGGAAACUAAGACGGUUUCUAGGGAUACUCCUCUUCAUAGGUAAAAUUUUCGAAGCAUGUUUUAGUAAACUCUACCGGGCGAUUACCAUUAUUUCCUUUACUAGAUUUCCAGUGCAUUCUACGGUUGUUCCUAAGGCAUUGAAGCUCGCAGUUUCCAAAAUUUUCUGUUUCUACUCGUGUCUACUGUGCUUAGCAGGGGUCUACCUAAGACUCAUCGAUGGUGCAAUUGAUGUUGACCAAACAACUUCCUACAAAUUUCUACUGGCCAUGAAGAGCACUCCAAAACAUAACUCAGACUACUGUAUACAAAUUCUUUUCAAACAACCAUUUCUAUGCCCUAUAUUCGAUACAUCUAACUCCAUGGCGCAGCCAGCAAACCAGGAACACCCACCGUCACUACCCUUAUCACGAAGCCCGAAAAAGCCAUUGCGAGUCCACGUUGGAAGCAGUGAUGCGAAAUUGAAGACUUGUUCAUAUAUUGCCAUAGGAGCGCCCAUCGCCUUGAGUCAACUAACGGGUUUCGGCGCUCUCCCUUGUCAAAAGACUAUAGAUGAGCCUUAUUUUUUCAACCGUGGAAGUAUCAGGAAGAUUGAUCAUACUCCCAAGCAAGACUCACUUCAGUCGCUAAAGUCAAACCCCUGGGUACAUGUUUUUGAGUCAUAUGACUGUGAAGCGCGAAAUUUUAGUGGCAUCUCAGUCUGGCAGCUCGAAGAGCCAGAGCAGCUCAGGCUCAGUCCAAGUUCUCCAUUGUUAUACCAAAUGCACCCGCCGGUAUAUCCCUCCAUUGGAAACACUUUGUUCUGCCCUUUUGACAAUGUGGAACCAAAUUUGGAACCUAAAACAAGGAAUAUGUGUUGA